AUGUGGAGAGGGCCAUGGUAUGUACCAGAACUCAGAUUCAUGGAUCUGACCAACAAUAGCCUCACGGGUAUAAUCCCUCCUUCUGUUGGAAAUGCCACAAAAAUGAUGAACUUCAUUUUGUCUGGGAAUAGAGUAACCGGCAACAUUCCAAAGGAGGUCGGUAAUCUGAGCCAGCUUGCAUUUUUGUCCUUGUUAGAUAAUCAAUUAACAGGUUUCAUUCCCGCAAAACUGUUUAAUAUGUCGUCACUACUUGCCGUAUCUCUGUCAUCCAAUAGCCUUUCUGGUCCUCUCUUGCUAGAUGAAGGGAUUAUUGUAUCGAAUCUGAAGUUUUUAAGUAUAACUGACAAUCAAAUUUCUGGUUGCAUUCCUUCCAACAUAUGCCAACUCACAGAGCUGGAAGUUUUGUCCAUAUCUUUCAACAAUAUAACUGGAGAAAUACCCAGAAAUAUUGGUUGUUUAUCCAAACUCGAGCAGUUUCUUAUUGGUCAGAAUCCAAUAAAAGGGACUAUUCCCACUUCAUUGGGAAAUAUUUCCACUCUGCAAUAUCUUUAUUGUGGAAACAAUCGCAUAAUGGGGCAAAUUCCUCUGGAAUUAGGGACGCUAUCAAAUUUGAGGCAAUUAAGCUUUGACAAUAAUUAUAAUCUUAUUGGCCAAAUUCCAGAGGCUAUUUUCAACUUAUCUUCUUUGGAAAUAAUUGAUUUCAGUUUCAACAACCUCUCAGGGAGAAUUCCAACCACUACAGGUCUUCAUCUUCCGAACCUUGAAGGACUUUACUUGGCAGUCAAUCAGAUCAAAGGGGAAAUUCCAUUGUUCAUAACAAAUGCUUCCAAGCUUGAGCAACUGGAGCUACAUAACAACUUUCUGACAGGAACUAUUCCUAACAAUUUGGGGAAUCUUCGUGAUCUGCGAGUACUAUUCCUACAUUCUAAUCAACUUACUAAUGAACCAAGAGAGCGUGAGUUGUUAUUCUUCAAUUAUUUAGCGGACUGUACAAUGUUGCAAUAUCUGCAAGUGGGUUCAAAUCUGUUGAAUGGCGUUCUGCCCAAUUCUAUUGGGAAUCUUUCAUCUACUGUCAAAAACUUUGAAAUAGGAGAUACACACAUCAAUGGCCUCAUCCCCACAAGUAUAGGAAACAUGAGCGGUCUUACAGCCCUAAGCCUUAGAGGAAACAACUUGGUGGGAAGUAUUCCUUCUGAGAUUGGUGAGCUUAAACAACUCCAAGGGCUGUUGUUAUCUAACAAUAAAUUGCACGGUCCUGAGGCGGUAUGUCAUUUAUCUAAUUUGGUUCAAUUAAAUCUGUAUGGUAAUGAGCUCUCUGGUUUAAUUCCAGAAUGCUUAGGAAAUCUUAGCAUGCUACAACUGCUUUCUUUGGGUUCUAAUAAAUUUUCAUCAAAAUUUCCGUUGAACCUUUUGAAAAUAAGUGGUCUUCUCUCUCUAGACGUGUCACGAAAUUCAAUGGAGGGAGAAGUUCCAUCAGAUAUUGGAGGACUGAAAGCCAUUGUAGAACUAUAUCUUUCCGGUAACCACUUUUCAGGAAUGAUACCAAGCACAUUCGGGGAACUCCAAAACCUGCAGUAUCUUGACCUGUCGAACAAUUCAUUUUUUGGCAAAAUUCCAUUAUCAUUUCCCAACUUGAUAAGCUUGGAAUUCUUGGAUUUGUCUUUAAAUGCAUUAUCAGGUACUAUUCCUAAGUCUUUGGAAAAACUCUCCUACCUUAAAAGCAUUAAUGUUUCAUUUAAUGAUUUAGAAGGUGAAAUACCUAGUGGUGGCGUGUUUGCAAAUUCCACUCUGCAAUCAUUUCUUGGGAACAAAGGUUUAUGUGGAAUGCACAUAUUGGAGAUUCUUGAUUGUGCUAUCACUAAUCCUGGAAAACAAUCAAAGUUUAAGGAGGUUCUGCUAAAAAUUGUUACUCCACUGGUUAUAUCAUCCUUUCUGAUGUUCUUCUUAGUUUCAAUUUGGAUAAUGAAACGACAGAAGAAAGGAAAGUUCAAAGAUGUGGAAAAGGUACCGGAGAUCACGACUCAUCAAUUAGUUUCUUAUCAUGAGAUUCGACGUGCAACAAAUAAUUUUGAUGAAUCCAAUUUAAUUGGAGAGGGAAGCUCUGGCUCUGUGUACAAAGGCACAUUGUUUGGUGGAACUGCAGUGGCCAUUAAGGUUCUGGAUUUGGAAAAUGAGCAAGUAUGCAAGAGGUUUGAUACUGAAUGUGAAGUUAUGAGAAAUGUUAGACACAGAAAUCUUGUUCCGGUGAUUACUACUUGUUCUAGUGACUAUAUAAGAGCCUUUGUUCUGCAAUUUAUGCCCAAUGGAAGUCUGGAGAAUUGGCUGUACAAAGAAGAUCGCCACUUGAACCUUCAUCAAAGAGUGUCUGUAAUGCUUGAUACAGCUAUGAACAACAGCUUCCACAGUGGCAUCCCUUAUGGACUUGGCCAGGAAAUGUGGAGAGGCCCAUGGUAUGUACCCGAACUAAGAGUCUUAAAUCUCGGGAACAAUAGCCUCACGGGUAUAAUCCCUCCUUAUGUUGGAAAUGCCACAAAAUUGAUGAACAUCAAUUUGUCUGGGAAUAGAAGCAAUGGUAACAUUCCAAUGGAGAUCAGUAAUCUUAGCCAACUUGCAUUUUUGUCCUUGUUUGAUAAUCAAUUAACAGGUUCCAUUCCUCCAACACUGUUGAAUAUCUCGUUGCUACUUGGCAUAUCUCUGUCAUUCAAUUGCCUUUCUGGUCCUCUCUUGGUAGAUGAAGGGAAUAUUGUGUCAAAUUUGAAGCAUUUAAGUAUGUCUAACAACCAAAUUUCGGGUUGCAUUCCUUCCAACAUAUGCCAACUCACGGAGCUCAAACUUUUGUCCAUAUCUUUCAACAGUAUAACUGGAGACAUACCUAGAACUAUUGGUUGUUUGUCCAAACUCGAAAGGUUUUAUAUUGGUGAAAAUCCAAUAGAAGGGACUAUUCCCACUUCAUUGGGAAAUAUUUCUACUCUGCAAUAUCUUGAUUGUGUCGACAAUUGGAUGAAGGGGCAAAUUCCUCAAGAAUUAGGGAAGCUAUCAAAUUUGAGGGAAUUAGGCUUUGACAAUAAUUCUAAUCUAAUUGGUGAAAUUCCAGAGGCUAUUUUCAACAUAUCUUCUUUGGAAUUAAUCAAUUUCAGUUUCAAUAACCUCUCAGGGAGAAUUCCAACCACUACAGGAAUGAUACCAAGCACAUCCGGGGAACUCCAAAACCUGCAGUCUCUUGACCUAUCGAACAAUUCAUUUUUUGGCAAAAUUCCAUUAUCCUUUGCCAACUUGAUAAGCUUAAAAGACUUGGAUUUGUCUUUAAAUGUGUUGUCAGGUAAUGAUUUAGAAGGUGAAAUACCGAGUGGUGGCGUGUUUGCAAAUUCCACUUUGCAGUCAUUUCCCGGGAAUAAAGGUCUCUGCGGAAUGCACAUAUUGGAGAUUCCUUCUUUUGCUAUCACAAAUCCUGGAAAACAAUCAAAGGUUAAGGAGGUUGUGCUAAAAAUUGUUACUCCAGUGGUUACUACAUCCUUUCUGAUAUUCUUGUUCGUUUCAAUUUGGAUAAUGAAACGACAGAAGAAAGGACAGUCCAAAGAUGUUGAAAAGGUACUGGAGAUUAUGAUUCACCAAUUAGUUUCUUAUCAUGAGAUUCAACGAGCAACAAAUAAUUUUGAUGAAUCCAAUUUAAUUGGUGAGGGAAGCUCUAGCUCUGUGUACAAAGGCAUUUUAUCUAGUGGAACUGCAGUGGCCAUAAAGGUUUUGGGUUUGGAAAAUGAGCAAGUAUGCAAGAGGUUUGAUACCGAAUGUGAAGUGAUGAGAAAUGUUAGACACAGAAAUCUUGUUCCAGUGAUUACUACAUGUUCUAGUGACUAUAUAAGAGCCUUUGUUCUACAAUUUAUGCCCAAUGGAAGACUAGAAAAUUGGCUGUACAAAGAAGAUCGCCACUUGAACCUUCAUCAAAGGGUCACUGUAAUGCUUGAUGCAGCUAUGGCAGUUGAAUAUCUACAUCAUGAUCAUGUCACUCCAAUAGUUCAUUGCGACCUAAAGCCAGCCAAUGUUCUUUUGGAUGAAGAUAUGGUGGCUCAUGUUGGUGAUUUUGGAAUCUCUAAAAUUUUAGCCAUAAGCAAGUUCAUGGCUUAUACCGAGGCACUCUUGGAUACAUUGCACCAGGUAUAA
Messenger RNA from Solanum tuberosum (potato), 4158 nucleotides. Its product is annotated as probable LRR receptor-like serine/threonine-protein kinase At3g47570. Gene Ontology annotation, biological process: protein phosphorylation. The record is from RefSeq and is a predicted model, not a curated record. NCBI's taxonomy places the organism in Eukaryota, Viridiplantae, Streptophyta, Magnoliopsida, Solanales, Solanaceae. Gene Ontology annotation, molecular function: ATP binding; protein binding; protein kinase activity. The transcript has 4 exons. The coding region runs from base 1 to 4158 and encodes 1385 amino acids.